CAUCGAGCAGGAAAAUAAGCCCUUUCUCUUGGCAACUGAAAUGCAAGCGAAAAAGAGCUUCAUGGCAUCUGUUUCAGGCAUCAUCAGAAACCAAAUUCUCCAUUUUACCCCUCCAAAACAUUCAAUUCCCUUCUCAUCCUCCAUCACCCCAUCCAUUCUUCCCGAUGACAAAACUGUAAUAACCACCGCAGUCACAAUUCUAAAGCACCACCGCUCAAAAUCCCGGUGGACCCACCUCCGGUCACUCUUCCCAAACGGCUUCACACCCACCCAAGUUUCCGAAAUUACCCUCCAGCUUCGCAAUAAUCCCCAUCUCGCCCUUAACUACUUCAACUUCACUGUCCAACACUCACUUUGUUGUCACUCUUUGAGCUCUUACUCCACAAUUAUUCACGUUCUUGCACGGGCCAGGCAGAAAUCUAAAGCCCAGAGCUUGAUCCAGACUGUUUUGCAUAAAUUCCCUCAAGCCCAUUUGGGUGAUUGCCCAAAAUAUCCCAAGAUUUUUGAGUCUUUGAUGAGGAGUUAUAGGGUUUGUGAUUCUGCCCCUUUUGUGUUUGAUUUGCUUGUAAUGUCGCUUUUGCAGGCAAAAAGGAUUGAUCAGGCUGUGGAGGUUGUUAGGAUGUUGCGGUCUCGAGGUAUUUUUUUAAAGAUUAGUACUUGUAAUGAUUUGAUUAAGAAUGUUUGCAAGUGUCAUGAUUGUUUUGUUGGUUAUGAUAUGUAUAAAGAGAUUUUUGGGGGUGUUGAGAGGGAUGUUAGUGGGAAUGGUGUUAGGGUGGUUGUGCCGAAUGUACAUACUUUUAAUGUGAUUAUGGUUGGUUUUUAUCGAGAAGGGUUGGUUCAGAAUGUGGAAGAGGUUUGGGAUGAGAUGCUGAGGAGGGGUUGUGGGCCGAAUUCUUAUAGUUAUAGUGUUUUGAUGGCAGCGUAUUGUGAGGAUGAAAGAAUGGUGGAUGCUUUGAGGGUGUGGGAAGAAAUGGGAGGGAAGGGUUUGGAACGUGAUUUGGUUGCUUAUAAUACGAUAAUUGGAGGAUUUUGUAAGAUUGGAGAGGUUAAGAGGGCUGAGGAGUUUUUUGGAGAGAUGGAGUUUAACAGGGUGGAUAGUAGUUGUGUUACUUUUGAGCAUCUUAUAAGUGGAUAUUGUAAGAUUGGGGAUGUUGAUUCGGCCUUGCUUUUAUACAAGGUGAUGUGUGGAAAAGGUUUUUGGCCAGAGAGUUUGACGAUUGACGAAGUGAUCAAGGGACUAUGUGGGAAAAAUAGAAUUUCUGAAGCAUCAGAAUAUUUGAGGGUUGCUAUAAAGAAACAUGAUAUUGUCCCAAAGGGCACAAGUUACGAGCUUGUGAUCAAGGGUUUGUGUCAGGAGGGAAGGAUGGGAGAAGGAUUGAAACUUCAGGCUGAGAUGGUUGGGAAAGGGUAUAAGCCUAAUUCUGAGGUUUAUAAUGCUUUUAUAGACGGAUACAUAAAGCAAGGGAACGAGGAGCAAGCUAAGAAACUAAGGAAGGAGAUGGUUCAGAUUCAAGAACAGCAGGAAGCAAUUAGAUAGUGAUAUCUUGUGUCAUGCUUUUAAGAUUUCUGAAAGUGGAUACAAUGGUUUGCCUGCUGCAGAAAUGAAGAAUUCACAGGUACUUGUCAAAGGAAAGGGUUAAAGAGAUAAAGAUGGGAAAGAGAUAUUGCUGGAGUGUAAGAAGAAGAUGAUUGAAGUAUCUGAAUGAUGUGGAGUAGGGGAAGGAAACAAUAACACUUGUGAAGUGGAAGGAUUGCGGCUAGAAAUGAUGUUACACUAAAACAUCAUGCACAUGUUCAAAUCAUUUGUUCUGUUCACAUUCUUCACCCUUCUAACUAACCGAUCAGAACUCUAAAAUGUGGUGCUUUUAUGGGAACCCUGAGGUUAUUCAUCAAUAUGAAGCUGUUUUUAAUUGGCCAGAACUCAGAACUCAGAAUGCUAAAAAUUUAAAAUGGAAGGCUUGUGCUUUUACCAGAGAAACAAUUUUAAAGCCAGAUAUGGCUCACUUGAAUGUAUUGACUCUGUGUCUUCCCAAGCGAGUCCGUAAUGUUCAAUUUCAAAUUCAUGUGGGUAUAUUGUAUCACGUGGAUUGGUGUGAUGGAAAUUUCUGAAUCCACUAUUGGGAUAAUUCUUUUAUCUUGAUGCAAAUUAUAUUUGGUCUA
This is a messenger RNA of Daucus carota subsp. sativus, 2160 nucleotides long. Its product is annotated as pentatricopeptide repeat-containing protein At2g15980. Gene Ontology annotation, molecular function: protein binding; mRNA binding. The record is from RefSeq and is a predicted model, not a curated record. NCBI's taxonomy places the organism in Eukaryota, Viridiplantae, Streptophyta, Magnoliopsida, Apiales, Apiaceae. The transcript has a single exon. Bases 41 to 1537 code for a protein of 498 amino acids.